UUUUUCAAAAUAUUGUUUUUAAAAUAGGACAACCAACAUGUCAGCGACAUUCGCUAUUAAGCAUAUGUCCAGCGGGAGAUUCUUCCAUCCAAAAUGCGGAUCGAGUAACCCACGCAACGAUACAGAAAUUGUUUUGCAUAGCGACGUCCAUACGAACAUGCACUGGAAAUUUGUGCUGGUAAAGGACCAUUGGGGAUACAUUGAGCACGUGGCAAGUGGCAAGAUCAUUCAUCCGAGAGACGGCAGAUUGACUCCUGGGAACGACACAGGACUCGUAGUACACAAUGACCGCCAUUGGGGAGCGCUGUUUGCCUUAGACGCUGUCAACCAUCACGUGAUCCACAAGGGAGGAAAGUUUGCACAUCCAUAUGGCGGCAGACCUGGCGCGUGCAAUGGUACAGAAGUGGUCCUCCACAGCGAUGUCCAUGCAGCAAUGGAGUUUUGUUUUGUCUCGCCUUGGAAUGUGUUUCAAGAAGUCCUUGUGUACGGUGCACCAAAACUGGCUGGAAAGUGGAAAAUCGUCCACAAGGUCCUAAACCCUACAGCGGGGCAUCAGUUUACACUACAGGUCAAGGUCGGUAAAUCGACAAUUGAGAGCAAAACAAAGGGCUUUAAGUACAGUUGGGAGACAUCUGAUGGUGUCCAACUCGGCAUUUUAAACUUGUCUGCCUCGAUGUCCAUGAAACUUAUGAUGGAACAAACUUCAUCUCAGACAUGGUCGGACGAAACAACCACGACGUACCAAAUCACUGUAAAUCCUGGUAAGACAGAUGUCACUUGGCAGUGGGUGUUCGACGUGAAGCAGAACGAAACCAAGUCUGUUUUCCAGAGCAACCUUCUGGCAAAUACUGACAGUGAGACCGAGGUACCCAAGGAUCAUCAGUACAAGGUCUAAACAGGGAGGGACAUACCACAGACCGAGGUACCCAGGGCCCGCAGUCCAAGGUCGUAACCGGGAGGAACGGACCACCGCUGUAAAACGGCUAUGAUGUCAAGUUACCUGUAUUUGCUUCGGACUUGUGUUAAC
Messenger RNA from Dreissena polymorpha, 1027 nucleotides. Its product is annotated as galactose-binding lectin-like. NCBI's taxonomy places the organism in Eukaryota, Metazoa, Mollusca, Bivalvia, Myida, Dreissenidae. The coding region runs from base 38 to 895 and encodes 285 amino acids. The transcript is spliced from 3 exons. The record is from RefSeq and is a predicted model, not a curated record.